CUUUCUAAUGUCCCUUCCUGUUCCCAUUUAUCUUCUACAAAGUAUGAAAGUAAAGUGAAAGUCGGCCUCGAUGUGGGCAGUUACAUGCAUAUGAGUUCCCAGUGUGCUCACCUGUGCGUGCCCACGCAAAGACAAAAGAAGGCUAUGAGGUGGUUUCCUCAGCUGUUGUCUUACAGGCAGACAAAACCCUUGAGACAGGGUUUGUCACUGAGCGACAAGCUCACUGUUUCAGCCAGGCCAGCUGGCCAGUGAGCUCUGGGAUCCCCCAUCUGUGCCCCACAUUGUUAGGGGUUCAGGCAUUUACAGUCAUGCCAAGCAUUUUCUUUGAGUCCUUGGGAUCUGAACUCAGGUCCUCACACUGGACGCUCCUACUCAUGGAGCCAUCUUCCCAGUCUCUUCCUAGUUUUCCUUUGUAACAAACCUGCCAUAUGUUCACCAACUUCUAGUUGCUCUCACAGCAAUUAGAGGAGGGUUCUGGUUUUGUUCUCACACUGAGAUCUGGAGAUCAGGGCCCGUGAGCAAAGUCUGGGAACGUUGGUGCUGCUUCUCUGGGAGUCUAGUUCCCAGGUGAGCCACAGGUUGGCUGAGGAGGAUCAGGCUACAGAGUCAGCUGGCCUCCUGCCCCUCUGCCCCACUGAGACCCAUGGAAGAAAGGUUGAAUGGAAAGGGAUGAGGGAUGAGUUUCAACUCUAACUCUGAACUGGUGUGGCUAAAGUUGAUCACCCAAGUAUAAAAACGAUUGCCUGUGCAUGGUGGUAGACUGGCUGAAUAAACCAGACCCAUCCCAACCCCAUAGGCUAAUUACAUGCCCAGGUGCUUCCUAAGUGGGAGACUGCAUGUUUUUAAUCUCAUGACGAUUUCCCAUGCCCUCUUAUUUGUUCUGGGGAUUGAACUUGGAGCCUUAAACAUGCUAGGCAAACGGAGCCAUAUCCUUCAACUAUGUUCUUAGUGAUUAUUUCUGUCAUUCCAUUAUUUCUUCUGGGAGAAGAGGACACGCAGACUCAGUUUUUAAUGCCCUCCCCUAAAUGAACUCUACAUGCUCGUGGAAUCGAGAACCGAAUCAGGGGCUCAAGGAAGGCAUCUGCCUCCUGCCAACACACAUGUAGAAGGGCCUUCCAUUUCUCCUUUUCUAGGGGGAAAGAAUUAUAGUGACGCAGACACGUCUAGUGAACUUAAACUUUUAAAGCGAAGGCUUCAACAGGAGUCCUGAGGAAGGGGGGUUGGGGAGGAAAGAGGACCCAGCCCAGGGCCUUCUCCACUGGCAGAUGGGCCCGCAGUCGGGAUGCAGGCCAAUGAGCACUGGGGAUGGAGCUGGCUCUGCCUCCCUGGCUGGUGAGUCAGGCCAGCCCUGCAGGUAAGUGAGUCAGUCCUCAGGGCUGCCCAGAUAACAGCUGUGGGCCCCUGAAGGAUUCGCUUACAAUUCUGUCAAGAGUUGUUUGUCUUUUAUCAUGCUGUGCUGCUGUUUCUAAUGGCCCUUCUCUCCACCCCCUCCCCCUUUCUUUCUCUCUGUUCUGAUGUCAUAUCUUGAAUCCACCACUAAAGGUUCUGUCUCCCCCACGCCUUCCUUUCCCUCAAGAGGACGGCUUUGCAUGGCAAUCCCCCACCAUCCACCGCAACUACAAGGAUUCCCUUUACAUGAGCUCACCGAAGCCCUACAUCCCACCCAGCACCCCCAGCCAACAGAACCCCUCACUGCCUCCGCCCAUCUCUGUUCCCCUGGGAGCUAGGUUGGCUCCCCCAAAUGCAUCAUGUUCUGGUUCAUUGCUUUUGGGGUCCAUGGGCCUUGAUGUGCCCUCCCAACCCCAGCAACAUUAUAUGGGAUCCAGAUUAGUGUAUAGUAAGAAUGUGAGCUCUAACCCACGUCAUGAGGCCAUAGGGAAUAAACAGGUCAGCAGCUUAUAUGUCCCGUGUUUAUCCAAUAACAUUUGCUGGGCAACGUCGGAAAACUACUCUCCUGUUGCACGUGACUCAGCCCAAGACACUCCCUCGGAGGCUGCAGGCACCCAGGCACCAGCUCCCAGCCAUGUCCCUGGCACAGUCACAGCCAGCACUGGAAAACCACCCCCUGCUCCUCCUCCUGACCCUCCCAAGCUAUCCUUUAACAACCACAAAGAUGCCGGUAACCGCGGUGAGAAUCCCACACUGGGGACAUGGGCCUCAUUCCCAGAUGCAGUGAGGCCUCCCAGACUAGGCCCCCAGGUUACCUCUGAUUCCGAAAACCAGAAGAACAAAGAAACUUACCUUUUGCAGCCGUGUUAUCCAGCCAAGGGCGGUCCUUUACUAAAUGAAGUUUCUUCUUCCCACAUUGACACUGAUUCCCAAGCCUUCCCUCCAACAAGCAAACCUUCGUCUGCCUACCCUUCCACCACAAUUGUCAACCCUACCAUUGUGCUCUUGCAGCACAACCGAGAACAGCAAAAACGACUCAGUAGUCUUUCAGAUCCCGCCUCAGAGAGAAGAGUGGGUGAGCAGGACCCAGUGCCAACCCCGGCAGAACUCACCUCGCCCAUCAGGGCUGCGGAGAGGAGAGCCAAGGAUGACAGCAGACGGGUGGUGAGGAGUGCGCAGGACCUAAGCAGUGUGUCUAUGGAUGAAGUGGGCAUCCCACUCCGGAAUACCGAGAGAUCGAAAGACUGGUACAAAACUAUGUUUAAACAGAUCCACAAGCUGAACAGAGACACUCCUGAGGAAAACCCUUAUUUCCCUACGUACAAAUUCCCUGAGCUUCCUGAAAUCCAGCAGAACUCUGAAGAGGACAACCCUUACACUCCUACCUACCAGUUUCCUGCUUCCACUCCUAGUCCUAAGUCAGAAGAUGAUGAUUCUGACCUGCACUCUCCUCGAUACUCCUUUUCUGAAGACACAAAGUCUCCCCUUUCUGUGCCUCGCUCAAAAAGUGAGAUGAACUACAUUGACGGGGAGAAAGUGGUCAAGAGGUCUGCCACACUCCCCCUCCCAGCCCGCUCCUCCUCACUCAAGUCCAGCCCGGAGAGAAACGACUGGGAGCCCCCAGAUAAGAAAGUGGAUACGAGAAAAUACCGAGCAGAGCCCAAAAGCAUUUAUGAGUAUCAGCCCGGCAAGUCUUCCGUCCUGACCAAUGAGAAGAUGAGUCGGGAUAUAAGCCCAGAAGAGAUAGAUUUAAAGAAUGAACCUUGGUAUAAAUUCUUUUCGGAAUUGGAGUUUGGGAGACCGCCUCCUAAAAAGAUAUGGGACUAUACUCCUGGAGACUGCUCUAUCCUUCCUAGAGGGGAUAGAAAGAGCUCAGCAGUCAGCCCGACUCCAGACAUUACGUCAGAGCCUCCUGGAUAUAUAUACUCCUCCGACUUCCAUGCAGUGAAGAGAGAAUCAGAUGGGACCCCCGGGGGUCUCGCUAGCUUGGAGAACGAGAGGCAGAUUUAUAAAAGUGUCUUGGAAGGUGGUGACAUCCCUCUUCAGGGCCUGAGUGGGCUCAAGCGACCUUCCAGCUCAGCGUCUACUAAAGUGGAUCGUAAAGGCGGGAAUGCUCACAUGAUUUCUUCAUCAUCAGUUCAUAGCCGAACGUUUCACACUAGCAAUGCUUUAGGCCCCGGGUGUAAGCACAAGAAACCCCUGUCGGCUGCGAAAGCCUGCAUUUCGGAGAUCCUUCCUUCCAAAUUCAAACCCAGGCUCUCUGCUCCCAGCGCUCUUUUGCAGGAACAGAAGAGCGUCCUGUUACCCUCAGAGAAGGCUCAGAGCUGUGAGAACCUUUGUGUUUCUUUGAAUGAUUCCAAAAGAGGCCUCCCGCUCCGUGUUGGGGGGAGCAUCGAGAACCUACUCAUGCGCUCCCGGCGGGAUUACGACAGCAAGUCCAGCAGCACCAUGAGCCUACAGGAGUACAGCACCAGCUCCAGGAGGCCUUGCCCUCUCUCCAGAAAGGCUGGACUGCAUUUCUCCAUGUUCUACCGGGACAUGCACCAGAUCAACCGAGCUGGCCUCUCCUUAGGCUCCAUCUCCUCCUCGAGUGUGCGAGAUCUUGCCUCCCACUUUGAAAGGAGCAGUCUGUCGUUAGCCAGGGGUGAGCUGGGCGCUAGCCAAGAGGGCUCAGAACAUAUCCCCAAGCACACAGUGUCCUCCCGUAUCACGGCCUUUGAGCAGCUCAUUCAGCGGUCUCGGUCCAUGCCAUCCCUGGACUUCUCUGGCAGGCUAAGCAAGUCCCCGACACCUGUGCUCUCUAGAAGCGGCCUGACCUCAGCUCGUUCAGCAGAAUCCCUCCUCGAGUCUACCAAGCUCCGUCCCAGAGAGAUGGACGGGAUGGACUCCGGAGGGGUCUAUUCGUCUCCCACGUGUAGCAAUAUGGCGGACCACGCCUUGAGCUUCCGGAGCCUUGCGCCCUCUGAGCCCCUUUCCAUCUGCUCGGAUGAGCUAGACCACUGCUCAAAUGUUUCUAAUGACAGCAGGGAGGGCAGCGGGGGCAGUGUUCAUGGGGACUUCCCCAAACAUCGCCUCAACAAGUGCAAGGGCACCUGCCCGGCUUCGUACACCCGGUUCACCACUAUCCGGAAGCAUGAGCAGCAGUCCUCCAGGCAGCCAGACUGGCGCUCGGAUUCCAGGGGGGACAGGAACAGUCUCCUCAGAAACAUCUACCUGAUGGGCCCCCUCCCUUUUCGAUUGAAAAAGCCCCUUCAACAGCACCCCAGACAGCCUCCCCACGAUGACUCCUCAGGGUGCCCUGCUGGCCAGAAGGCAGACCUUCCCUGCCAGGGCCCUCAGGACCAGCCCCACUCUGCGGGGAAACCCAUGGUCCCCACUCGCCUGUCUUCCCGACACACCAUGGCCAGGCUUAGCCACAACUCAGAGCCCCCUCUGGACAGAUCCGCAGGCCUGGAGGAUUGCACAAGGGCUGUUAAUAACGGGAACCCCGUGCCCUACUCAGACCAUGCCUUGGACAGGAACAACAAUCCACAAAGUGAACUGGCAGCAGCCCAUGGAGAUUCAGAGUCACCAAGACAUUUUAUACCAGCUGAUUACUUGGAGUCCACAGAAGAAUUUAUCCGGAGACGGCAUGAUGAUAAAGAGAAACUUUUAGCGGACCAGAGACGACUUAAGCGCGAGCAAGAAGAGGCCGAUAUUGCAGCUCGCCGCCACACAGGUGUCAUCCCGACUCAUCAUCAGUUUAUCACUAAUGAGCGCUUUGGGGACCUCCUCAAUAUAGAUGACACUGCAAAAAGGAAAUCUGGGUUAGAGAUGAGACCUGCCCGAGCCAAAUUUGACUUUAAAGCUCAGACACUGAAGGAGCUGCCUCUGCAGAAGGGAGAUAUUGUUUACAUCUAUAAACAGAUCGAUCAGAACUGGUAUGAAGGCGAACACCAUGGCCGGGUGGGAAUCUUCCCACGCACCUAUAUCGAGCUUCUUCCUCCAGCUGAGAAGGCUCAGCCCAGAAAGUUGGCGCCCGUACAGGUCUUGGAAUAUGGAGAAGCCAUUGCGAAGUUUAACUUUAAUGGUGAUACACAAGUAGAAAUGUCUUUCCGAAAGGGGGAGAGGAUCACGCUGCUCCGGCAGGUGGAUGAGAACUGGUACGAAGGGAGGAUUCCUGGCACUUCCCGCCAAGGCAUUUUCCCUAUCACCUAUGUAGAUGUGCUUAAGAGGCCAUUGGUGAAAACCCCCGUGGAUUACAUCGAUCUGCCUUAUUCUUCUUCCCCAAGUCGCAGUGCCACCGUGAGCCCACAGUGCACUAGUCACAGCAAGCUCAUCAUGCCAGCCCCUUCAUCUCUACCCCACCCCCGCCGAGCCCUGUCCCCCGAGAUGCACGCCAUCACCUCUGAGUGGAUCUCUCUGACUGUUGGGGUCCCGGGCAGGCGUUCUCUGGCCAUGACACCACCCUUGCCUCCACUGCCUGAGGCUCCUGUGUAUGACAUGGACCGUUUGGCCUUGUCAGCGAGGGCCCGCCCCUCCUUGCCACUCAGUCUUCCCUAUUCCGGUUGGUCAGAUCACUCCACCCUGUGCUCAGUGGUCUCCCCGAUGGCACUGCCUCCACCCCACAAAGCCUACUCACUGGUACCCAGUGCCCAGGCUCCUCUUCACGUCAAUGGAGACGGUGGUAUUCACAUUCGCCAAGAUGGCUUCUCCCAGCCACCACUUGGGAACUCCGAUAGGGUCAUCUCAGAGCUUAGUGACGCCUUUAGCAGCCAGAGCAAGAGACAGCCCUGGCGAGAAGAUGGACCAUAUGACAGGAAAGCAGAGAGCGAGGCAGGUGAGAGAUGCCCUGGUGGACCCAAGAUCUCUAAGAAGAGCUGCUUGAGACCUUCAGACGUGGUCAGGUGCCUGAGUUCUGAGCAGAGACUCUCGGAGUUCCACACUCCUGAGGACAGCCAGUCCUUCAAGCCUCUGGGUAGCCCUUUCCCAGCAUGGGAGGCUGGGCCACCAGAGCUUCACAGAGGUGUCGAGGCUGACAGGAAGGCUGCUCAGAGUGGUGUAAGCCAGCCUUCUCAUCAUUCAUUGAGCGCAGGACCUGAUCUCACAGAAUCUGAAAAGAACUAUGUGGAAGCGGUUUGCAAUGAGAUCAUAAACAUUGCUGAGAAAUCUGUUCACUACUGCAGCACUGUCUCUCAUCCCCUUGGCUUCCAUCACAAGGUUCCCCCUUCUGACAAUAAAUCAUCUUUAAUCAUUUCUCAGCAACCUCAAGCCCAGCAGCGAAGACUCACCCCUGACAGGAGUCAGCCCUCACAGGAUUUAUGUAGCUACCAAGCGUUAUAUAGUUACGUGCCACAGAACGAUGAUGAGUUGGAACUCCGAGAUGGAGAUAUUGUCGAUGUCAUGGAAAAAUGUGACGACGGCUGGUUUGUUGGCACUUCGAGAAGGACGAGGCAGUUUGGCACUUUUCCAGGCAACUAUGUAAAACCUUUAUAUCUAUAAGAAGACUGAAAAGCACAGAGAUUAUUUUUUAUCAGAAGAUGAAGCAUCAUUCAUGAACUGGUCUCUUUAUUUAAAUAUCGAGUCAGUAGGAAAACGAAAUCAGUUGGUAAAGAAAGAAUUCAAAGAGAGGAACAGAGAAGUAUGUCUAAAAACCACCGUGUAUCAGGGACUGACUAUCUGCUGAAGACAUCUGUAUUUACAUGGCUGCUUCUGGGAGUUGCUCUAGCCCCUGCUGCUUAUGGAAUCUGAUCUGGAGUAGUGUCCAUGAGCAACAUUAGCCAAAAAAUGUGUCCGGUCUUUACCCAUUCCCAUUUCAAAAGGGGUCCGUUGGGGCUGGAUAAGUCAGUCCCUGUCCAUGUUCCACAGGUCCCAAGCCUGAGCAUCAUUGGCAACUCCUGCCUCUAUUCCUGGCUACCCCAGAGCCUGCAGACCUCAAGGGACACUAGAGGCCGGUCUGGGUUGUUGAAGUUUUCCUUCAGACCUUGACGAGGUCCAGGUAAAGAAAUGGUGCAGACCAGGUGCCCUAGCCCCCAGCUUCUGGGUGAUAUCACCCUUUACUGCCCUGAUGUUCAGACAGAAAACUGACUGUCCUGAGCUUGGGAGCAGGUGGCCAGGUAGAUCAGAUGGGUUAUAUUUGUGUUUCCAUGUGAUGAAGCCACCUUGGGGCUCUGCAAGUCACUUGGAGUGUGUCCUUCCCUGGUCACUACCACUGGCUAGCCAGGGUUGGCUGUGCCUUUCUUCUUUGGUUUAGUAUGGGCUUGAUACACUUGAGCCCAUAGGCUACAGCCUGGUCUCCAGUAGCUCUCUUAGCAUUCGUAGAUGCAAGCUGGCUGCAGGGCCACCAUGAGUAAGACACUCCCAGACCCAGGAGGGACUCUGGGCCUCCUGUGUUGCCUGUGGAGUUUGAAUGCCACCCAGAAUGUUGUCUUCUCUUGUCCUUCCCCUGCUUCCUCUCCACCCCAGGCCUGGGAGUCCUGGUGCACAUAGUGAGGCCUCCAUUCAGAACUCAAGUAUUACACACCGGCCUGGGUAUGAGGCAGCAAUUCUCCUCCUGGUGGUAGCCGUAAGUCUGUCCUCUGUGAGCCCUGGUUGUGAGGAGGGGACCCUUUGACACCUGGGUCACCACUCUGAUUUCUCUGUUAGAUCCCUAGUUGACACAAAGAUAAGUGUGGCCUCUUCCCAAAGCUGAGCCUGCCAGGGCCUCAGCUGAGUGGACAACACAGGAGAAGAAGCCCAAUCUAGAGAGACUGUGAUACGUGCAGAGGGUGUGAGGAAGGGAUGUUUUUCUCCUGAGGGGACACUAGAAAGCGGUCAGGUUUUCCGCUCCCAUAGCUCACUUCUAAACAACUGGGAUGCUGGGAGAACCCUUGUCUGAGGGUAGUUUGUGUCUGGAAAUACUGAGAAUUUUUUUCCAGACCCAUAAAUACAUGUACAAGGUCACAAAUACCAGAUUGUGGGUGAUGGGGUAUACACUGGAACCCUGACUCUCUGCAUGUAGUUCAGAGUCACCCUAAGCACUAUCCCAAAGUCUGGAGUCUUCACAAGUCGGCAACAUUUGUCUUCAGUGACCACCUACUGCCGUAGAUAUAGCAUGGGACCCUAAUUUCCCACCUCCGCCAUCACCCGUCAGCCAUAAUUCUCUGAGGAGGUUCUUUUCCUCGGGAAAGAAACCGCCACGCAUUGAUUCGCACUGAAAUGUAAAUGGUGAUGGGGAAAUAAAUGUGUUGCCUCUUCCGGAAGACAAGACUUUAACUGAGACAGAGCAGAGCCUUUAGUCCCAAGGGAAAAUGGAAUGGAACUGAAGGGGUAGAAGCUGCCUGGACAGAAAGACCUAUUGCUUUGCAAGCUCAGUUUCCUCAGCCAACUGCACUGCUUUCUUUGUUUUACUUUGCCCCUCUCGAAGGGGACAUAGGAAAAGUAAAUUACAAUGCACAUGUCCUUUUACUCACUCGGGAUGCAGUUGCUCUCUCUCCUAGAUGCCAACCAUGACUAGCGUGAUUGUAUCUAAAUUUCCUGAGGGGCGUUUUUUUUGUUUUGAUGAAGUAGGUAAUGUUAAACACCCCUUUAAAUACAGCUAGAAAAUAAAACCAUUUUAUAAAAGCCACCCUUGCAUCCCCUGCGAGCCUCCCACAGAGCAUUUUUCCAAAUCCAGGUAUACCCACCAUCUUUAGUCAGAUCUCUCCCGCUUCCGACGUAUGAAAAAAAAAAAAAAAAAAAAAAAAAAAAGAACCAGGAGAGCGGAGGUUCCCAACUACUCUUUUGUCUUCAGACAUUUAGUAAUAUAAAAUACCUAUUUUUAUGCUGAAAUGUUUAUACAGGUUUAUUAACAGCAAGCGCAACUAACUGGCGGCGUGCCGUGCAACCCAUUUUGAUAUAUUAGCCGUGCUUCCAGGUAAAGGCAAGCCCCCAGCUACUCACCUUUUGCAGUCUCUCUCUGGAAUCAGUAAAAAGAAAAGAAAAAAAAAAUCACGUUUGAGAAGUGGGACUGUAAAUAUGUAAUGUAUGUUUAACUUUGUGGAGCCCAUGUACCUACCUUGUAUAGAAGAAAUAAUUUUUAAAAGUUGAGCAGAAAGGGAGUAAAAUGAAGUCACAAAGGGUCCCCCUCCCCCCCAACACGUUUAUUUAAAUGAAGGAAUUUCGAAUAAUUCACCUGCAGACCUUUAGCACAAAAAUAGUCCUGGGAAAUUGUUAACAUAUUCACUCAUUCUCUGGGGAAGAGAAGACAGCUAUCAUAUCAUAUUUGCAGUUUUACGUUUGCAGUCCUAUUUAUCUGCAGUAGUAUUAAGUCACAUUGCUGGAAUAGGUUACUACCAAAAAAGAAGACAUUAUUGAGAGAAAAAAACAAAACCGAUCUAUGUAACCUAUUAGAGUAUUGCAUUUAAAUUGCACACCAAGCACGUGUACUACGCAGACACAGGUUUUUCUGUUCAUUUAUUGUUUUUCCUUACUGCCGUGGAUUGAUUUGAUAGACAUGUUGAAUUACUACUUCGCUGUACAUAUUAUUUAAUAAACUUUAUUCGGAAUUGCGUGGCACCUU
Messenger RNA from Rattus rattus (black rat), 9907 nucleotides. It is a transcript of the gene Sorbs1, whose product is annotated as sorbin and SH3 domain containing 1. Gene Ontology annotation, molecular function: protein binding. The record is from RefSeq and is a predicted model, not a curated record. Gene Ontology annotation, biological process: cell-substrate adhesion. The transcript has 26 exons. Lineage: Eukaryota; Metazoa; Chordata; Mammalia; Rodentia; Muridae. Bases 1636 to 6870 code for a protein of 1744 amino acids. Gene Ontology annotation, cellular component: cytoplasm; nucleus; cell-substrate junction.